AAAUACUGUAAUCAGUGGACACAGCCUGUGCUCUUCCCAUUGCAGCAGACAAUUUUAUAGACCAAUGUGUAGAAGUCAGUGUUGGGUAAUGUGGCCAGACAUCUGAUUCAGUAGCGUGGAACUUUAAAGAAAAAUUAUUUUUGAGAAGCAGUGGUUCUACCUGGAUAAUGCCAUUGGUCAUGUUUAUGGAACUACAUUCGAAGUAACUGGUGGUGGAAACCUUCAGCCAAAGCAAGAGGCGGAAGAGACUAACAAAGAAACAAAAGAAGCAGGUACUGAUAAUCGUAACAUAGUUGACGAUGGAAAGUCUCAAAAACUGACUCAUGAUGACAUAAAGGCUUUGAAGGACAAGGGUAUUAAAGGACAGGAAAUAGUUCAACAGUUAAUAGAGAACAGUACAACGUUCAGAGACAAAACAGAAUUUGCUCAAGAUAAAUACAUAAAGAAGAAGAAAAAAAAAUAUGAGGCACUUAUUACAAUUGUGAAACCAUCCACUCGCAUUCUUUCAACUAUGUAUUAUGCAAGGGAACCUGGAAAAAUUAACCACCUGCGGUAUGACACCCUGGCUCAGAUGUUGACUUUAGGAAACAUCCGUGCUGGCAACAAGAUGAUUGUAAUGGAAACAUGUGCAGGCCUUGUGCUGGGUGCAGUGAUGGAGCGAAUGGGAGGCUAUGGAUCCAUUAUUCAAAUGUAUCCAGGAGGGGGACCUGUUAGAGCUGCUACCAGUUGUUUUGGAUUUCCAAAAGUCUUUUUUGAUAACCUUCAUGAAUUCCCUCUCAGCAAAGUGGAUAGUCUGCUCUCUGGGACAUUUUCUACAGAGACUCUGCCUUCAGAACCCGAAGAUAAUGUGCUAGCAGAAGAAGAAAGCAAUGGUUUGACUGAUGAGAAGCAGACUUCCCUACAGGAAACAGAAGAGGAAUCUACUACUGAAGCAGCUAUGGAGAUCAACCGAACAGAAGAGCAAGAAACAAUGGACAUUAAUGCUGAAGGUGUAGAACAUAAAGAGAACAAAGAAAAAGAAAAUAAGGAAAAUGUUCGGGAAAAGCAAAGAAAACAGUGGGAGAGAAGGAAAAAGCUGUUAGAAACUGCUGCUUUGUUGAGAGAGAAGAAUGCUGAUGGCUUAAUUGUAGCCAGCAAGUUUCAUCCCACUCCUUUACUGCUUGCUUUACUGGAAUUUGUUGCUCCUUCAAGGCCUUUUGUUGUCUACUGCCAGUAUAAAGAGCCAUUAUUAGAAUGUUACACAAAGCUGAGGGAAAGAGGUGGUGUUGUUAACCUAAAGCUGUCUGAAACCUGGCUACGGAGCUACCAGGUCUUACCAGAUCGAAGCCAUCCAAAACUGACAAUGAGUGGAGGUGGAGGGUACCUUCUGUCUGGUAUAACUGUUGUCUUGGAUAAGGGCAAAUCUGAUUCCAGUAACUUAGAAGCACUGAAGAUGGAAGAGCCAUCAUCUAAAAGAUGCAAAGUUCAAGACCUCCAUUGUUAACAUUUGAAGAAUUGAUUUGGUUUUUAGAUCUCAGGAGUCUUAACUGUUAGUAAAAUAACAAAUACACAUUCUGUGCUCUUGACAGCACAGGAAUUGUACCUGCCAUACAUCUGUUACCAAAAAGCAGCAGGACUGCCUGGUAGGGAGGACUGGCUCACUUUUUACCAGCAUACACGAUCAGAAUGAGAAGAAAAACUCCUUGGAAGCAAACAUCCCAUUGACUUCAAAAAAAAAAGAGAAGAUCAAGAGAAGCUCAAGUAUUCUGUUUGUUUGGUGCCAAAAGUGGACAUGAUGAAGUAGUUUUUAAAAGGCUGAAUUCCAAAUCAACACAUGGACCUUUGCUUUCUGUUUUCCCAGAACAGGGUCAAGAUGACACAUUGUAGGUAGUGAUCUGCUUCCCCUUGGGACACAGAACCUGAAUGUGUUCAGCAAUUUAAGGAAGUGGAAUCAACAGCAAAAAUCAGUUUUCUUCCCGAAGGAACAGUAAAAAGAGAAUACUAAUGUCGGACCUUUAUAGCAUAACACCAUUUUCCUAAAUAAGUACAGAAGAGAGUGCAUGUUCAGAAAUUAAAAUAUCAGAUAUUUAAACAGAAUGUCUCUGUUAGCAUUGCCUGUCAUUUUCCUGGGAGUUGUGAUAUGGUUUUACACCACUAUGUGUGUGUAUAUGUAUUUAUUCUCCUGGCUUAUCUUUUGUGUGUAGCCUCUUUUUAAUUAUUUUUUUUCACUUUGUCAUUUUAAUUAAA
Melopsittacus undulatus (budgerigar) is the source of this 2226-nucleotide messenger RNA. It is a transcript of the gene TRMT6, whose product is annotated as tRNA methyltransferase 6 non-catalytic subunit. Gene Ontology annotation, cellular component: tRNA (m1A) methyltransferase complex; nucleus. The transcript has 11 exons. The record is from RefSeq and is a predicted model, not a curated record. Gene Ontology annotation, biological process: tRNA methylation. Bases 512 to 1483 code for a protein of 323 amino acids. NCBI's taxonomy places the organism in Eukaryota, Metazoa, Chordata, Aves, Psittaciformes, Psittaculidae.